Ipomoea triloba (trilobed morning glory) is the source of this 4460-nucleotide messenger RNA. RefSeq names its product ABC transporter B family member 19-like. Gene Ontology annotation, molecular function: ATP hydrolysis activity; ATP binding; ABC-type transporter activity. The record is from RefSeq and is a predicted model, not a curated record. Gene Ontology annotation, biological process: transmembrane transport. NCBI's taxonomy places the organism in Eukaryota, Viridiplantae, Streptophyta, Magnoliopsida, Solanales, Convolvulaceae. Gene Ontology annotation, cellular component: membrane. Bases 336 to 4103 code for a protein of 1255 amino acids. The transcript has 10 exons.
ACUCUGCAGUUUACAGAACCUCUCACUCUUUCUUUCUUUCUUGUUCAACUGGUUUCAGAGAGCUAAUUUUGACUACUGGUCAUACCCACUCACUCACCCACCAUCUUUCCACGGCAAUCGAAGCUUUUUUCUUUUCUUUAGCUCACUCUCUUCUCGAUGCUGCUUUAAACCACAACCGACAUCCGGUCAGCGACGCACCCUACAGGGAAUAUCACAUGUGUGUGUGAGCUUUAGUCUUUCUUUGGAUCUUUGUUUCGAUGAUUCAUUGUCACGGGGAGACUCCAACCACCUGAUUUUGAUGUGAGAAAGUUUGUUGGGCGGUUUGAGGUGCGGAAAUGGCGGAGACUGGUAAUAGUGGUGGUGGGGAAGGGAAUGCAAUGCCGGAGGCGGAGAAGAAGAAGGAAGAGGCGGUUCCGUUUUUUCAGCUGUUUUGUUUGGCGGAUAAGUUCGACUGGGUUCUUAUGAUCUCCGGGAGCCUGGGCGCCAUUGUUCACGGCUCUUCAAUGCCCGUCUUUUUCCUCUUGUUUGGGGAGAUGGUUAAUGGCUUCGGGAAAAACCAGGCGGAUUUCCACAAGAUGACCCAUGAAGUUUCCAAGUACGCUUUGUAUUUCGUGUAUCUUGGUUUGCUGGUCUGCGUGUCAUCCUAUGCAGAGAUUGCGUGCUGGAUGUACAGUGGGGAGAGACAGGCUAGCGCUUUGAGGAAGAAGUAUUUGGAGGCGGUGCUGAAACAGGACGUUGGAUUCUUUGAUACAGAUGCCAGAACUGGGGAUAUUGUUUUCAGUGUCUCAACAGACACUCUUCUGGUUCAGGAUGCCAUUAGCGAGAAGGUGGGGAAUUUCAUUCAUUACAUCUCAACAUUCUUGGCUGGACUGGUGGUCGGUUUUGUGUCAGCAUGGAGGCUAGCUCUGCUCAGCGUGGCUGUGAUUCCUGGAAUCGCUUUUGCUGGGGGGUUGUAUGCCUACACCCUCACCGGCCUCACCUCCAAAACUCGAGAAUCGUAUUCCAAUGCUGGUAUCAUUGCAGAACAGGCCAUUGCACAAGUGAGGACCGUGUAUUCAUAUGUGGGUGAGAGCAAGGCGCUGAACUCGUAUUCAGACGCAAUUCAGAAGACGUUGAAACUUGGUUACAAGGCCGGGAUGGCUAAAGGGUUGGGUUUGGGAUGCACUUAUGGAAUAGCAUGCAUGUCGUGGGCGCUAGUAUUCUGGUAUGCUGGCGUUUUCAUUAGGAAUGGUCAGACCGAUGGCGGGAAGGCAUUCACUGCUAUUUUCUCGGCCAUUGUUGGUGGCAUGAGUUUAGGUCAGUCGUUCUCCAAUCUCGGGGCGUUCAGUAAAGGCAAAGCUGCAGGAUACAAAUUGUUCGAGAUGAUAAAACAAAAACCAACAAUAGUUCAAGAUCCUACCGACGGGAAGUCCUUGACUGAGGUCAAUGGAAAUAUCGAGUUCAAGAACGUAACCUUCAGCUACCCUUCAAGGCCCGACGUUUUUAUCUUCAGAAAUUUCUCCAUCUUCUUCCCCGCCGGGAAGACAGUUGCAGUUGUUGGCGGGAGUGGCUCAGGGAAAAGCACUGUGGUUUCGCUAAUAGAAAGGUUCUAUGAUCCUAAUGAAGGUGAAAUUUUGCUGGACAAUGUGGACUUAAGGACAUUGCAGCUAAGAUGGUUGCGAGAUCAGAUUGGUUUGGUGAACCAAGAACCUGCACUUUUCGCUACCACCAUACUUGAGAACAUACUCUAUGGAAAGCCCGAUGCAACGAUGGCCGAAGUGGAGGCCGCUGCCUCUGCUGCUAAUGCUCAUGGCUUUAUUACCUUGCUGCCGAAUGGGUACAACACUCAGGUAGGAGAGCGUGGUGUCCAGCUUUCGGGCGGGCAGAAACAGAGAAUAGCGAUUGCGAGAGCUAUGCUAAAGAACCCCAAGAUUCUCCUGCUGGAUGAAGCUACGAGCGCCCUUGAUGCAGGUUCAGAGAGCAUUGUUCAGGAAGCUCUUGAUCGUCUGAUGAUUGGCAGAACGACUGUAGUGGUUGCUCAUCGGCUUUCUACGAUUAAAAAUGUUGAUUCCAUUGCAGUUAUACAGCAAGGGCAAGUUGUCGAGACAGGAACUCAUGAAGAAUUGAUUGCCAAAGCUGGGGGGGCAUACGCUUCCUUAAUUAAAUUCCAGGAAAUGGUUGGGAACAGAGACUUUUCAAACCCUUCAACUCGACGCACACGUUCAACAAGGCUAAGCCAUUCACUUUCGACAAAAUCUCUGAGUCUCCGCUCUGGCAGUUUGAGGAACUUGAGCUAUUCUUACAGCACAGGAGCUGAUGGGCGCGUAGAGAUGGUUUCAAAUGCUGAAACAGAUAGGAAAACUCGAGCACCAGAUGGGUAUUUCUGCCGGCUUCUUACACUAAAUGCCCCAGAAUGGCCCUAUUCGAUAAUGGGUGCCGUAGGAUCUGUUCUCUCGGGUUUUAUCGGUCCAACUUUUGCAAUCGUGAUGAGCAAUAUGAUCGAGGUUUUCUACUACACGAAUCCCGCUACAAUGGAGCGAAAGACCAAGGAGUUCGUUUUCAUUUAUAUCGGAGUAGGUCUUUACGCCGUUGUUGCAUAUCUGAUUCAGCAUUAUUUCUUCAGCAUUAUGGGGGAGAAUCUCACUACACGAGUCAGAAGGAUGAUGCUGGCAGCAAUUCUAAGGAACGAAGUUGGAUGGUUUGACGAGGAGGAGAACAAUUCAAGUCUUCUCGCGGCUCGCUUGGCCACAGAUGCUGCAGAUGUUAAAUCUGCCAUCGCGGAGAGAAUAUCUGUGAUACUGCAGAAUAUGACAUCUCUCUUCACUUCAUUCAUCGUUGCAUUCAUAGUGGAAUGGAGGGUCUCACUACUCAUUCUCGCCACGUUUCCCCUUCUUGUUCUUGCUAAUUUUGCUCAGCAACUCUCCAUGAAAGGGUUUGCAGGAGACACGGCGAAAGCGCAUGCGAAGUCGAGCAUGAUUGCAGGGGAAGGAGUAAGCAACAUUAGAACCGUGGCGGCCUUCAACGCCCAAGAGAAGAUCCUUUCUUUGUUCGGGGUAGAGCUUAGAGUUCCGCUGAGGCAAAGCUGUCGCCGCUGCAAUCUGUCUGGUUUCCUGUUUGGUCUCUCCCAGCUCGCCCUCUACUCUUCUGAAGCGCUAAUCCUAUGGUACGGUGUGCACCUCGUCAGCAAGGACCUGUCAACAUUCUCGAAAGUUAUUAAGGUUUUCGUGGUCCUGGUAGUAACGGCCAACUCAGUAGCGGAAACUGUCAGCUUGGCUCCGGAGAUCAUCAGGGGCGGUGAAGCAGUAGUCUCGGUUUUCUCCAUCCUCGACCGCCCAACGAGGAUCGACCCUGAUGAUCCUGAUGCUGAUCCUGUGGAUUCAGUUCGCGGGGACAUUGAGCUGCACCAUGUCGAUUUUGCAUACCCAUCGCGCCCGGACGUGGCUGUGUUCAAGGAUCUUAGCCUCAGGAUCCGGGCGGGUAAGAGCCAGGCUCUUGUUGGUGCCAGUGGUUCAGGAAAGAGCUCUGUCAUUGCGUUGAUCGAACGGUUCUAUGAUCCAAUCUCUGGAAAAGUUAUGAUUGAUGGGAAAGACAUAAGGAGGCUCAACUUGAAGUCUCUGAGGCUUAAAAUCGGGCUAGUUCAGCAGGAGCCAGCGCUGUUCGCCGCCACCAUUUUCGACAACAUAGCUUAUGGUAAAGAGGACGCAACAGAAGCAGAAGUCAUGGAAGCAGCUCGGGCAGCGAACGUGCAUGGCUUCGUCAGUGCAUUGCCCGAAGGGUACAGAACGCCGGUCGGGGAGAGAGGAGUCCAGCUCUCGGGCGGCCAGAAGCAACGAAUCGCCAUCGCCAGGGCGGUUCUCAAGAACCCCGCGAUACUUCUACUAGAUGAGGCCACGAGUGCACUGGACGCCGAAUCAGAGUGCGUGCUGCAAGAAGCGCUCGAAAGGCUGAUGAGAGGCAGAACCACCGUUCUGGUGGCGCACCGGUUGUCAACCGUUCGGAACGUGGACAGUAUCGGAGUGGUGCAAGACGGGCGCAUUGUAGAGCACGGCAGCCAUUCCGAGCUCAUCAGCCGCCCAGAAGGAGCAUAUUCAAGACUCUUGCAAUUACAGCACCAUCGCAUAUGAUGCAGAAGGCCAAUCUAUCAUUUCUUUCUGUCCCCCCUUCCUUGUAUUAAAAGAAAAAGGCCAUCCAAUCUUCUUGGUAAUGAGUGUGAGGCAACUAUAUAUAUAUGUUCAGAUGCCAUUAACAGUUCUUUGUUGAUGAUAAUGAUUGCUGUAGAUAUGAAGUGCAACUCCAUUUCCCAAUGGAGAACAUAAAAUAUUCGAUGAUGAUGAUGAUGAUGAGCCAUAUCUAUGAAGCAUCAUAAAUCUUUUCCCUAUCUGUAAAAAGGCUGGUUGGGUGAAAUGAUUAACAUGAAUGUAUUUGCUGAUAUGUAAUUUUCAACCUUGGAUGAUAAUAUCAAGUCAUCUUUUUCCUUUUGA